This is a messenger RNA of Nerophis lumbriciformis (worm pipefish), 2979 nucleotides long. NCBI's taxonomy places the organism in Eukaryota, Metazoa, Chordata, Actinopteri, Syngnathiformes, Syngnathidae. The record is from RefSeq and is a predicted model, not a curated record.
AUGUCACAAGCACGAAAAAGAGUUUGGAAAUACAAUAAUGGGGGCGCACACUGGCUUAUGAUGGCUUACCUUCUCUCCCUGAUUUUGCCAUGUACGUGUUUUCUCCCCAACUUUUGGUCGCGGGUGUUGACGUUAUCUUGGGACUCACACACGCAUCAAUACAUCACUGAGCAGGCCAUUCUCAAUGUCACCCUGGACACUCUACGACAAAAUCAAGGGCAUCGUACUGAGGAUGAGACCAGGCUUGGACGAGGUUUCUGGAGGGCUGUGAGGGAGGUGGUUCACUCCAAUGCAGAAAUGGACUUUCUCAGCUCCACUAGGUCCGACCCAGUGUACCACUUUGAUUCUGAGCGUGUAGACAGCGCCGUGGCAAUGCUGCGGAGGUUCUGGGUUCAUACUCUUCUGUCAGUGCGGGCCAAUGAGCAUCAAAGUGCUCGACACAGCUUGGGACAGCUAUUUCACUCCCUGCAGGACUUUUACAGUCACAGCAACUGGGUGGAGAUGGGUCAGCGCUCGAUUUACCUUCAUCUGUUACAGCCAGAGGAGCCAGCCGUCCCUGUAGCUAAAGAUGACACCCCCACCUGCAUGGAGUGCUUUAGCAUCACCUGUCGAAACAACCUCCUCCCAAGACUGACAAGUGCACAAAAGGACUCCCAGUUGCUCACUACUGGCUACUUCAGCACCUUUCCUCCAAAACCUGAAGGCAAAUGCAGUCAUGGGGGUAUGCUGGACAGCAGCCGCUCCAUGGGGGCCAAAGGGGGCAUAAACAAAGACAGUACAUCACCGCUUUUCUCCCCGCAUCAUUUUCUCCACGUGGAAGCGGCCACCCUGGCUUCUCAAGCUACACUGACUGUACUGAGAGACCUCAGGGACACAGUUGGCCACAAGACCUUCCUCAGACUUUUCAGUGUGAAGCAGGCGCCUUCUCUGGUUUUCGUUAUGGACACAACAGGGAGUAUGUUUGAGGAAAUCACUGCGGCUCGACUGCGGGCCCAUUCCAUCAUCCAGAACCGACGCAACCUCCCUGAACAAACUGGAAGCUUCUUGCUUGUACCCUUCCAUGACCCUGAAGUUGGCCCAGUGUAUGAGACUGAUGACCCAAACCAGUUUAUGGAGUACAUGGAAAACCUGAUGGCACUGGGAGGAGGAGAUGAACCAGAGAUGUGCUUCACUGCCAUUCAACUGGCCCUCACUCACAGUCCACCACUAUCUGAGAUUUUUGUGUUCACUGAUGCCUCACCCAAGGAUGCCCACUUGUUUGAUGUGGUUAAGGCAUUAGCACUUGCCAAACAGAGCAAAGUGACAUUUCUCCUGACGGAAGACCCCAACUACAGCAAAGAAAGCAAACCAAGGAGCAGAACAAGGAGAACGUCAAAGAGGAGGAAGAGAAGCAGAGAACAUUUGCCCCCUAAUCGUUUCUCCCUCUAUACGACGCUGUCGUCCUUGUCUGGAGGACUGACAAUAUUCACCAGCAACUCUGACAUCCACAGCGUCUCUUCUAUAGUGGAGGACAACACUGCAGCAGAGAAGGUGACUCUCCUCCAUGUUGAGACAGACCAAGACCAGAAGUCCUCGCACUCCUUCCGCGUCGACAGCUCAGUUAAAGACGUUACAGUACACAUCAGUGGCUUUCUUAGUCAGUGCAUCCUUAUUGAUCCUUCAGGCCAAACUCAGUCUCUUUUGAGUGAAAAGGGCUCUCUUGCAUCUUUGGAGGUCUUCAACGGCCUGUACCGUGUCCGUCUACUCUCUCCGAUCCAGCCAGGCCAGUGGAACCUGCAAGCCACUGCUGACGGGCAUGUCGCAUUCAGCAUACUAGCUGAAAGCAAUGUGGAUUUCCUGUAUUAUUUUGCUACUGUAACCAAUAAGACUCAUCCUGGAUUGGCCAGAGUAGAGGGCAGCCCUGUAGCAGGUGUCCCUGCCUUCCUUGUAAUAGCUGUGACUGGCCUGUCUCCUCACCAUGAAGGAGUCUCCUUCAGUCAUGUGACCCUACUGGGAGCAGAAGGGGAGAGCCUCAAGAAGGUGUUGCUCAACUCGUCUUCACCAUACCCAAGCCACACAACUGAGGAGCUGAUCGGCUGGGUAGACUCCAUUCCCAGAGCUCCCUUUUCUGUCCGCCUAACAGGCCGAGACGGCGGCGGAAACAAACUGGAGAGGGUUGCCUCGGAAUUGGUGCAGCCCACUCAUGUUCAGAUACAGGUUCUGUCCACCCCCCCUCUGGUACCUGGCCACAGCACCACGGUGGAAUUCAUCAUCUUCAACCACGGUGGAGGCCGACUCUUCAACAUGAUUGCUGAGGAUGAUUCUGGAUAUCUGCAUACAAGAGGACCCUACAGGUUCUACAUCUCGGCGCACAAUGUUUUCCAUAGUCAGGUGGGUCUUCACACGCCUUCUACAGCUCAAGAUGGAGCCACUGUCACCCUGACGCUGUCAGUACAAGCUCUCAACUCUAAAGACACAAACUACGCUGUGGCCUACCUGACAGUUAUUCCACCCGACCGUGAUAUGUCUCCUCCAUCCUGCUCAGCUUCCAGAGUUUUGUCUUCAUGUUCUCCAGCUUGCAAUGAGUCCACCUGGAGCAUGUCUCUGGCUCUGUCGGACAAUGGGCGCUCCGGCCUGGCUGCUCUCCAACUACGGCAGGGAAUAGGCAGUUUGACUUUACUUCCACCGCUUGUGGGGGACAAAUUAGGUGAGGCUCAUAGUGACCAGUAUAAGGCCACAUUAGUGAAAGGAGACCCUCCCUUUAAUGUGUCCGAGUCACCAGAGCCCCUGUGGGUAAAUUACACGUCAAGCUGCUGCUCAGUCAGCGCUGAGCUCCUGGUGUGGGACACAGCUGGAAACAUGAAACGCUGUCAUUUUGCAUCUGCUCAGCAGAGGCAGCUAAGCAACACAAGGACAGAAUAUAGCAGAGAUGGACCUCUAAAGCCCACUAGAUUCUCUCUAUUAGUUUUGCUUCUCCUAUGCACUGAGCAGCUCUUUUAA